Molecule: messenger RNA, 1299 nt
Organism: Prunus persica (peach)
Lineage: Eukaryota; Viridiplantae; Streptophyta; Magnoliopsida; Rosales; Rosaceae
Product: NAC domain-containing protein 86
Exons: 3
Coding region: 122-907 (261 amino acids)
Biological process (GO): regulation of DNA-templated transcription
Molecular function (GO): DNA binding
Source: RefSeq, a predicted model, not a curated record
AGAGCUAGCAACAAGGAGAAUCAAGGACGACGACCAAGGAAGGAACACAAUUAAUCAAACUGAAAAGCAAGCGUGCGUUGCGUGAGUGCGUACACAGGAAGCUCUGAUCAUCAUAUAAUUAAUGGCGCCAGUGGGAUUACCUCCUGGUUUCAGGUUCCAUCCAACAGACGAAGAGCUUGUCAAUUAUUAUCUCAAGAGGAAAAUUAAUGGCCAAGAGAUUGAGCUUGAUAUCAUUCCUGAAGUUGAUCUCUACAAAUGCGAGCCUUGGGAAUUAGCAGAAAAAUCAUUUUUGCCAAGCAGAGACCCGGAAUGGUACUUCUUUGGUCCCCGGGAUCGAAAAUACCCAAAUGGAUUUAGAACAAACAGAGCGACGAGAGCAGGAUACUGGAAGUCGACUGGGAAAGAUAGGAGAGUGACAUGCCAGAAUCGAGCCAUAGGAAUGAAGAAGACACUAGUUUACUACAGAGGGCGAGCCCCUCAGGGAAUUCGCACCGAUUGGGUCAUGCACGAAUAUCGCCUUGAUGACAAGGACUCAUGCUCCGACGACACCUCUUCCUCUUCCUCUUCCUCAUCCCCUUGUGCCGCCAUUCAGGAUUCUUUUGCAUUAUGUCGCGUGUUCAAGAAAAAUGGUAUCUGCUCGGAGAUGGAAGAGCAGCAAGGGCAAUAUAGUGCAUCCUUAAUUCAGGAAAGAUCAUCACAAGGUACCACUGGUAGUACUACAAAUUUUAAUGAUUGUGAAACCAUGUCGCCGGAUAUUCCGAUGACAGCAUCGUCAUGCCUGGAGGAAGAUGACAAAGACGAUUCAUGGAUGCAGUUCAUCACAGAUGAUCCAUGGAUGCACCAGUGUUCUACUAACCCUGCUAUGCCUGCUGAAGAGCACCUCUCUCAUGUCCCCUUCACAAACUAAUUAACUAAAUAUUUCCCCGAGUUUUUGGAUUUGAUGGCUGGAUUGGUGGUAAAUAACUUGAAAAAAUGCAUGCACACGGAUGCAAUUUUCUUACAAUAAAAUAAAACAUACAUACACGAUUUCAUAAAAGAAAACCAGACCAAGUUUGUAAGGGUUUUUCAUUAUAUAUCCUUCAUCAAUUUGUAGAUUGAUUAAUUAUCUUUGGCUGUCUUUAGCCAUUCUAGGAUGGUUUGGUUGGUGGCUUCUCUAGAGUCAGAUUAUCAGAUGACUCUAGUCUAGAGAUUUUGAUGUCGACUCAACCUCUUUCCGGAGGUGCUUUGGGUGGGGUGUUACUUGUGGAAUAAAAUUGUAUGCAACAUUUUUAGCAAUUGGAUUUCGAUGUUGGCCUCUUG